CGGUCGUCCUGCGAGAGCACUCACGCAGGGCCGGGUCACAGAGGCCGGGUCACAGAGGCUGGAUCACAGAGGCCGGGUCACAGAGGCCGGGUCACAGAGGCUGGAUCACAGAGGCUGGGUCACAGAGGCCGGGUCUCAGAUGCUGGAUCACAGAGGCUGGAUCACAGAGGCUGGAUCACAGAGGCUGGGUCACAGAGGCUGGAUCACAGAGGCUGGAUCACAGAGGCUGGAUCACAGAGGCUGGGUCACAGAGGCUGGGUCACAGAGGCUGGAUCACAGAGGCUGGAUCACAGAGGCUGGGUCACAGAGGCUGGGUCACAGAGGGCGGCAGCGCAGUGGUGCUAG
Molecule: messenger RNA, 345 nt
Organism: Emiliania huxleyi CCMP1516
Lineage: Eukaryota; Haptophyta; Isochrysidales; Noelaerhabdaceae
Exons: 1
Source: RefSeq, a predicted model, not a curated record